AUGAAUGGAAAGCAGAGGACUCUCUUCCAGGCCUGGGGGUCCACUGUGGCCCCUGAGCCCCAAGCUAAGGAGGCCAAGCCUGCCAAGAGGAGGAAGGGUGUCCCCUUCCAGAGAAACCCCAAUGUGGUCCCACCACCUCCAGCCUGGCAGGCAACACCCCAGCUGGGAGAGGAUGAGGAUGAUGAUGUGCUGCUGGUGGCCGUGUAUGAGGCUGAGAAAACAUUAAAUGAAGCUGACCAUGCUCCUGACCCCCUGGGCUCUGUCCUCCAUCCCUCCGGUGCUCCUGACCCCCUGGGCUCUGUCCCCCAUCCCUCCAGUGCUUCUGACCCCCUGGGCACCGGUCACCAUCCUGACAUCCAGAACCUCCCAGGCUUUGACCUGUCCGCCGGCAGGGUCUGGAUCUACCCCACCAACUACCCCAUCCGGGAGUACCAGCUGACCAUGGCGCACACCUCCCUCUUCCACAACACCCUGGUUUGUCUGCCCACCGGCUUGGGAAAGACCUUCAUUGCUGCCGUGGUGAUGUACAACUUCUACCGCUGGUACCCAUCUGGGAAGAUCGUCUUUAUGGCUCCCACUAAGCCUCUGGUGGCCCAGCAGAUUGAAGCCUGCUUCAGGGUCAUGGGUAUUCCUCAGGAGCACAUGGUGGUGAUGACAGGUAAUACUCAAGUGCAGAAGCGCAAAGACAUGUGGCACUCCCACAGGGUCUUUUUCCUAACACCACAGGUCAUG
This is a messenger RNA of Staurois parvus, 732 nucleotides long. The record is from the annotation of a GenBank genome assembly. NCBI's taxonomy places the organism in Eukaryota, Metazoa, Chordata, Amphibia, Anura, Ranidae.